Messenger RNA from Doryrhamphus excisus (bluestripe pipefish), 2228 nucleotides. RefSeq names its product mitochondrial tRNA translation optimization 1 (gene mto1). Gene Ontology annotation, molecular function: flavin adenine dinucleotide binding. Gene Ontology annotation, cellular component: cytosol. Gene Ontology annotation, biological process: tRNA methylation; tRNA wobble uridine modification. NCBI's taxonomy places the organism in Eukaryota, Metazoa, Chordata, Actinopteri, Syngnathiformes, Syngnathidae. The record is from RefSeq and is a predicted model, not a curated record.
UCUUCGCGUCUUUAGUCGCGGUAUUACGGUUUUCAGCAACAUGGCCGCCUCCAUGAAGUGUUCCGUGUGAAGCGACUAGGUUUCGGAAUGUUAUGACGUGUUUGCUAGCUUUUUAAAAUAUGUUUUUGUGUAUUUUGCCGGACUGUCAGAGAUAUCCAUGUUGACAAAGAAGCUUCCCCAUUUGGAGAGUUUCCUGCUACAGGUCUCCAGGCGUGCCAGUCACCUUGCCAGACAGCGCUAUGACGUCAUUGUGGUGGGUGGGGGUCACGCAGGGACGGAGGCAGCGGCGGCGGCCUCAAGGGUGGGAGUUGAGACGCUGCUGGUUACACAGAAAAUUAACACCAUUGGUUCCUUGUCAUGCAACCCAUCCUUGGGCGGAGUAGGCAAGGGUCACCUGGUGAAGGAGGUGGAUGCCUUAGACGGGGUUUGCGGUCGAGCGGGAGAUUGGGCUGGUAUCCAUUUCUCCAUCUUGAAUCGCAGGAAAGGCCCUGCUGUGUGGGGACCACGGGCUCAACUAGACCGCCAACGCUACCGUCAAUUCAUUCAGUCCGAGCUGCUCUCCACUCCUAGACUGAAGAUUCUGGAGGGAUCUGUGGAGGAGCUUGUUGUCACAGAACCAAACCCAGAAGAGGCCGGACAUCACAAAAUCGCAGGAAUACGUUUAGGUGGAGGCCUCCUAAUCUCUGCCGCCUGUGUGGUUCUUACCACUGGUACUUUCCUAUCUGGCUCGCUCUUCAUGGGUCAGACAACAUCCCCUGGAGGUCGCAUAGGAGAUGCCCCGUCCAGCACUGGCAUGUCCCACACACUGCGGGAACGACUGGGGCUGAAGAUAGGUCGACUCAGGACAGGAACCCCUCCCAGAAUUAUAAAGGAUUCUGUUGACUUCCACGAGGCCACGCUAAAACCUCCUGACAGUCAACCUAGUCCCUUCAGCUUCCUGAAUAGACACACUCGCUGCAAACCAGAGGAGCAGCUGCCAUGCUAUUUGACCUUCACCAAUCCUGGUGUUGACAACGUGGUGAAGGAGAGUCUUCAUCUCAACUGUCACAUACAGCAAGACACCAAAGGCCCAAGGUACUGUCCCUCAAUCGAGGCCCGAGUACUCCGAUUUCCAGGCCGCAAACAUCAAGUGUGGCUAGAGCCUGAAGGCAUGACCUCUGACCUCAUAUACCCUCAAGGUCUGUCUAUGACUAUGCCCCCUGACAUGCAACUCCGCCUCAUCAGAGAGAUCCCAGCCUUGCACAGAGCUGAAAUCCAGACACCUGGUUAUGGCGUGCAGUAUGACUUUGUGUGCCCGACUCAGCUAAGCCCUGCGCUGCAGGUGAAAAGCACACAAGGUUUGUUUCUAGCCGGGCAGAUUAAUGGGACCACCGGGUAUGAGGAGGCUGCAGCACAGGGUUUGUGGGCGGGCGUCAACGCCGCUCGCGUGGCACUCUCCAUGCCCACAAUGGCACUGUCUCGAACUGAGAGCUACAUCGGAGUUCUUAUCGAUGACCUGGUGACACGAGGUGUCACGGAACCUUACCGGAUGUUCACCAGUCGUGCUGAGUUUCGUACUUCACUGAGGCCAGACAAUGCAGACCUCCGCCUAACACUGAAAGGGUUUGAAGAAGUGGGAUGUGUGUCGUCCGUGCGCUACAAGGAGGCUGUACAAAUGCGGGACAGUCUCAAUGAAGCACUAGCGGCUCUUCAGGAUGUCGCUCUAUCCACCACAAACUGGAGACACAAGCUGCCUCAUGUGCACAUCAGCGAGACAAAGACCGGCAUUCAGACUGGCUUGGAGCUGUUACAGUACAACGAUGUGUCCUUUGAAAUGUUGGCAGCCGCCUUCCCAGAAUGCCUUUCAGCGUACAGGGAAUUUGCACAAAGGCUGAAGAUAGAAGCUGUGUACAGGCCUCACUGUGUCCUCCAGCAAAAGGAAAUGGAGAGAAUCCAAAAGGAAGAGAGCAUGUCUCUCCCACAGGACUUAGACUACUUUGCACUGCCAGUGUCACUCUCUCAGGAAGUCCGAGAGAUCUUGGACAGAGUUCGACCCAGCACAUUGGGUGCUGCUACACGUUUGCAAGGAAUGACUCCGGCUGCAAUUGUCCACCUCUUCAACUAUGUUCGACACUCUGAGAGGAAGCAGAAAAGUAUGCAGAGGAGCUAAACCGAACAAAGGGAGUGGAGAAAAUCACCUGAGAUUCAUUUACUAAAAAUGUACACAAAUAAAUUGACAUAUUUCAAUA